GUUCUAAAACCCUCUUCGCAUUUUGCUCUAUCUCCACUCUCUUCACUCUGACGAUCGAUGCUGACGCCACCUCCACGCCGUCGCAGAUCGUGUUCCUCCGCCGCAGGUAGACAUCCACCUCCACACUCACCGCCCACUCCACGCCGCAGUCAAAAGUCGAGAUUUUGAUGAAUUGGGUUGAAAUAGGCACUAAGGAGCUGCCGUUCCAUUCCUAACAAUAGCUUCUGCAAGAUCUGUAUGGCUUGCUUCACAUAAUGAUUCUAUUGUUUUUCGUGUGACCAGCCUUUCAUUUUGUACAAAUGCCUUUAAUUUGUUCACCAUAUUGUAUGAUUGAUGAAGUACCAUUAACUCUUCAAGAAAUUAGCAAUUCCAAAAAUAAAAUUAUCCAUCGGAUUUUGGUGUAUUGAGUAUUAACAGAUGAAAACACUGGAAGAUUUUUAACCAAUCAUUUCAGUAGAUUGGUGCCUUGAACUCGUUAGUUGGCAACUUGGGAAUACACUGGUAUUCCAGUGGCAGGUGCAUUCCACAAGUUUAUUUAGACUUGUGAAGUGUUUUAUCUUGAAGAGAGAUGUCAAAUGGUCUUAUAUGGGCAACAGCUGAGGAUAUGGCGAGGAAUAGAGGACAAGUUCUUUCUCUUUAUCGCCAGAUAUUGCGGAGCCUCAACUCCCCAAGUUUGCCAAUCAAUUUAGCAGCAAGACUGGCUAAGAAGGCACAGGUUCGUGCUAUUUUCAUGUUGGGUUCUGAGGAGAGAUCCCUGCACAACAUUGAUGACCUUAUUGACACUGCUGAGUACUCUCUUUCCCUUCUACGAAAAGGUGAAAUUCCCAAAUACAUACAAUGAAUAAUCUUUCUUUGAGACUUGUUGCUGAGUGCUCCCUGAGGAGCAGGGGCUUCUGGUUUGUUUCGUUGGAGUCAGAUCAUACCUCGAGGCGUGAUGGUAGAGCAAAACUUGCUUCGUAAAGUGUGAAGACAAUAUAAGGGAGCUGGUACUAGAAACUAGUAAGGCAAGCGAAGACAUAGAUGCAAGUAAAGAACAAAUUU
This is a messenger RNA of Juglans microcarpa x Juglans regia, 1041 nucleotides long. RefSeq lists its product as uncharacterized. The transcript has 4 exons. The record is from RefSeq and is a predicted model, not a curated record. Lineage: Eukaryota; Viridiplantae; Streptophyta; Magnoliopsida; Fagales; Juglandaceae. Bases 569 to 841 code for a protein of 90 amino acids.